GGCCCCAAUACAUCCGUCCUUGAUAAGGGCGGGAAAGUAAACCCUUAUUUUGCGGCAACACAUUUCUCUAUAAUUCUUACAAUCCCGCAUAAAAAUCUCUGUACUUCACAGUUCUCACACUGAUUUUCCAUCUCGAACAGAAGGCAGACGGUGAAACAAUGAUCUCCACUCUCAGAACAUAUUUCGGCUUCUCAAAUUUCCGGCCGUACCAGAAAGCAAUAGUUGAGAACAUUCUCCGAGGAAAAGAUUGUUUAGUGGUCAUGACCACUGGAGGUGGCAAGUCCCUGUGCUAUCAGGUGCCACCAUUGAUUACAAAAAAGACUGCUGUGGUCAUAAGCCCACUUAUAUCGUUAAUGCAAGACCAGGUAAUGGCGUUGAAACAAAGGGGUAUACGUGCUGAAAAUCUUUCUAGCGCUCAGUCUGACUCUAAUGUGUAUGCAAAUGCUGAACAUGGUCGGUACGAUAUUUUAUACAUGACCCCAGAGAAGGCAUGCAUGCUAGCUGCCAGUUUCUGGUCAAGAUUACAGGAUUCAGGAAUUUGCCUAUUAGCUGUUGAUGAAGCACAUUGCAUAUCAGAGUGGGGUCACAACUUCAGGGUGGAAUAUAAGCAAUUAGAUAAACUGCGCGAUGUUCUCUUAGAUGUGCCAUUUGUUGGACUGACAGCAACUGCGACAGAAAAGGUUCGUGAUGACAUUACAAAGUCAUUGAAGAUGAAGAUUCCUCAUGUAACCAUUGGUUCGUUCGAUCGGCCGAACCUCUUCUACAGUGUCAAAAGUUUUGAUCGGGGUAAUGCUUUUAUGAACGAGCUAGUGAAAGAGAUAUCUACAUGUAUCGACAAAGGAGGUUCAACCAUAAUAUACUGUACAACUGUCAAAGAUGUUGAAGAGAUUUUUAGGUCCCUCAAGGAAGCAAGAAUUGAGGCUGGAAUGUACCAUGGACAAAUGUCAAAUAAAGCCCGCGAGGACUCCCACAGAUCAUUCAGCAGAGAUGACUUCUAUGUCAUGGUUGCAACUAUAGCUUUUGGCAUGGGCAUUGACAAGUCUAAUAUAAGACAUGUGAUACACUAUGGAUGCCCAAAGAGCAUGGAAUCAUAUUAUCAGGAAAGUGGACGUUGUGGCAGAGACGGGAUUCCUUCUUUCUGCAAGCUAUAUUACACGAGAAGUGACUUUGCAAAGGCAGACUUCUACUGUGCUGAAGCACAAACACCGGAGCAAAGGAAAGCAAUAAUGGAGUCAUAUGUGUCUGCACAAAGGUAUUGUAUGCUGACAACUUGCAGAAGAAAGUUUCUGCUGGAAUACUUUGGAGAGAAAUACUCAUCUGAUAGCUGCGGAACAUGUGAUAAUUGCACCAACUCAAAGAAAGAGAGUGACUUGUCCAGAGAGGCUUUCCUUCUAAUGGCUUGUAUUCAAUCUUGUGGGGGGCACUGGGGUCUCAAUUUGCCUGUAGAUGUUCUUCGUGGAUCUAGAUCCAAGAAAAUUGUUGAUGCUAAUUUGGAUAAACUUCCAUUUCACGGACUUGGUAAAGAUAUGCCAGCUAAUUGGUGGAAGGCACUAGCUUAUCAGUUAAUUUCACAAGGAUACCUAUCUGUCCAUCGCCACUUUCCUCUGCAAGCAAAGACUGAACUAGACAUUUGUUCUUUGUGUACCAGAGUUGGUCCGAAAGGGAUGGAAUUUUUGAAUUCCUGCAGUCCUGAUUAUCAGCCUCCUUUAUAUCUGAUCCUGACUCCAGAACUGGAGAUUGACAAUAAAAGCAAAGUUGCAGUUGGUUAUGGAGUUGUCAAUGGUUUAUCUCAGGUUGAGGAUCAGCUUUACAAAUUGCUUGUUGAAGAGAGAAGGAAGCUUGCAAGGAACCAUGGAAUUGCUCCGUAUGCAUUAUGUGGUGAUCAAACCCUGAGAGGAAUAACAUCACUGAGACCCUCUACACUGGCAAAGCUGGCUAAUGUUGAUGGUGUAAAUCAGUACUUUCUGACAAAAUACGGAGAUUUUUUUGUACAAGUCAUUCGGAAACUGUCGAAAGAACUUGGCCUCUCUCUUGAUGGGGAGCAAAUUCGCUACAUACGGUUUUGCUGUCUGAUAUCGUGAAACAUUUCACUGGGUCGAAAGAAUAGUCAGUAGUUGGAGGCCGAGUUUUUGAUAUUCAAGAACAAAGUCAAUUAUGAAAAUUUUGUGCUCAUUAGUGCCUUAAUUAUUUCGUGUAAUUAGCCACUCACUUUUGUCUUGGCAAACAUAAGAAGUGCUUCUCCAGGCUACUUUCCUGACAUGUCUUCAGAUUAUUAUUAGUAGAUUUUGUGCUAUUUUUCCCUUGCUUUUUGUACAAUGACCCGCCAAGCCAAAUUUGAAGUAAAAAACACUUGUAAAACUUUAACAUUAACAUGAAAGCCAAAAUCCAGUA
Messenger RNA from Striga asiatica, 2391 nucleotides. The record is from the annotation of a GenBank genome assembly. NCBI's taxonomy places the organism in Eukaryota, Viridiplantae, Streptophyta, Magnoliopsida, Lamiales, Orobanchaceae.